UUAAGAAUAGAAUCCCUUUGUGAGAGAUUAAAGCCAAGAAUCAGACACAACAAAAACCAGCAAUAUUAAAACAAUUCGUCUUCACGAAAACAAAAACAAUAUGGAGGAGCAUAAGAGAAGUUGUGAACAAGGGAGAAAUAAUGCAGGUGGCAGCAGUAUUGAAGGGCUAGAUUUUGUAGUGCAGGAGGUAUCUUCCUCAAUUCUAUAUCAAAUUUCACGUUGCUCAAAUCAUGGAACAUCAAACGUUGGCAUCAUAGAGAUUCCAAUCCAUAAUGCAGAGCAAGAAAUUAUUGGAAUGACUGAAAGUCAUGAUGCUAUUGGAGAGAGCUCUCGAUCAUUAAGUGAUCAUAAUUCGAUAAACGUGGUAAAAAGUGAGAGCAAUGACUAUUUGAUGAUGGAAGCCAUUGACAUAGAGAUAGAGAACGGAGAAGUCCAUGAUUAUGCAAAACAAUCAAUGGUUGAAGAAAAGUUAACACCAAAACAAUCAUCUUUGUCAUCAUUCGAAGAAGAAGAAGAAGAAGAAGAUGAUGAUGAUGAUGAUGAUGAUGAUGAUGAUGAUGAUGAUGAUGAUGAUGAUGAUGAUGAGGAGGAGGAGGAAGAAGAAGAAGAGGAGGAGGAGGACGAUGACGACGAUGAUGACGACGAUGACGACGAUGACGACGACGACGACGGUGACGACGGUGACGAUGACAAUGACAAUGAUGACAAAUAUUCACCAACAGGAUCAUUUUUAGAAGAAGAAGAAGAAGAAGAAGAAGACUCAUUGUUACAAUCACCAAAUUCAACAGAAGAAGAUGAGGAACAUUCACCAAUGGGAUCAACACUUGAAGAAGAAGAAGACUCACCAUUGCAAUCAUCAUUGUCAAUAGGGGAAGAAGAUGAAGAAGAAUAUUCACAAAUGCAAUCAUCAUUUUCAACAGAAGAAGAAGAAGAAGAAGAAGAAGACUCACUGUUACAAUCAUCAAAUUCAACAGAAGAAGAUGAAGAACAUUCACCAGUGGGAUCAAUACUUGAAGAAGAAGAAGAAGACUCACCAUUGCAAUCAUCAUUGUCAACAGAGGAAGAAGAUGAAGAAGAAUAUUCACAAAUGCAAUCAUCAUUUUCAAAGAAGAAGAAGAAGAAGAAGAAGAAGAAGAAGAAGAAGAAGAAGAAGAAGAAGAAGAAGAAGAAAGCAAAAAGAUGUAUAAUUAGCCUUCCACUAUCUGUAAACAAAGUCUAGAGGCAUGACAAUAAAGAAAUGUUUCAUCACUACUUGGCUAAAACAUUUGACAAA
Molecule: messenger RNA, 1273 nt
Organism: Gossypium arboreum
Lineage: Eukaryota; Viridiplantae; Streptophyta; Magnoliopsida; Malvales; Malvaceae
Exons: 2
Coding region: 101-1219 (372 amino acids)
Biological process (GO): cell adhesion; ossification
Source: RefSeq, a predicted model, not a curated record